AGUAGUGUUUAACAAGGUGUGUGACUGAAUUUUAUCAGAUUGAGAAUGAAUAUGGGAACAUUGAAAGCUCUUACGGCAAUGGAGGCAAAGAGUACAUUAAAUGGGCGGCUAACAUGGCUCUAAGUCUUGGUGCUGGUGUUCCAUGGGUCAUGUGCAGGCAAACUGAUGCUCCAUAUGAGAUUAUUGAUACAUGCAAUGCAUACUACUGUGAUGGAUUUAAACCAAACUCUCCUAACAAACCAACUUUUUGGACGGAGAACUGGGAUGGAUGGUAUACACAAUGGGGUGAAAGAUUGCCCCACAGACCUGUUGAAGACCUUGCAUUUGCAGUUGCACGUUUUUUCCAGCGUGGAGGAAGCCUUCAAAAUUAUUAUAUGUAUCAUGGUGGAACAAAUUUUGGCCGCACUGCUGGGGGACCCUUGCAAAUUACAAGUUAUGAUUAUGAUUCUCCAAUCGAUGAGUAUGGUUUGCUGAAUGAGCCAAAAUGGGGUCACUUGAAAGAUCUACAUGCUGCUUUAAAGCUCUGUGAGCCCGCUUUAGUGGCUGCUGACUCACCAACAUAUAUAAAACUUGGUCCAAAGCAGGAGGCACAUGUAUACCAAGCAGAUGUCCACACUGAAGGAUUAAACUUGUCUCUGUCCCAAAUCUCUAGCAAAUGCUCAGCUUUCCUUGCCAACAUUGAUGAACAUAAAGCAGCAGCUGUGACCUUUCACGGUCAAACAUACAUUAUACCACCAUGGUCUGUGAGCAUAUUGCCAAAUUGCAGGAAUGUGGCUUUCAAUACUGCUAAGGUUGGAGCACAAACUUCAGUCAAAUUUGUAGGGUCUGAUUUGCUUCCAUCUGCAUCUAUUUUUUUGCCAGCCCAACAAUUGGCACACCCCAAUGGCAUCUCCAACAUCUCAAAGUCAUGGAUGACUACGAAAGAGCCAAUAAAUAUAUGGAGUAAGAGCAGUUUCACUGCAGAAGAUAUAUGGGAGCACUUAAAUGUAACAAAAGACCAAUCUGACUAUCUUUGGUAUUCAACCAGAAUAUAUGUUUCAGCUGGUGAUAUCUUGUUUUGGAAGGAAAAUUCUGCUCAUCCAAAACUUACUAUAGACAGUGUUCGUGAUAUACUGCGUGUAUUUGUCAAUGGGCAACUUAUAGGUAAUUAAAUAUCAUGGUACUGAACAUAUGUUUUAUAUGAAGAUGAGUAUUUUUUUUAUUCCUUAAAUUAAUGGAAGUUCUAUUCUGAAUAAUGCACUUUGUUGUGUAGUUUCCCUUGCAAGACUCUUUAUUGAAUCUAGAGAAGAAAGAAAAUGAAAAAUAAUUUUAUUCUUGUAAAAAUUUGAGCUUGAGUCUGAUAUUGAUUGAUUCAUAUACUGAAAACUGUACUAUCGAUACUGAAUAACUCAAUGGGAAGAUAACA
Messenger RNA from Vicia villosa (hairy vetch), 1405 nucleotides. RefSeq names its product beta-galactosidase 9-like. NCBI's taxonomy places the organism in Eukaryota, Viridiplantae, Streptophyta, Magnoliopsida, Fabales, Fabaceae. The record is from RefSeq and is a predicted model, not a curated record. The transcript is spliced from 8 exons. Gene Ontology annotation, cellular component: vacuole; cell wall. The coding region runs from base 114 to 1151 and encodes 345 amino acids. Gene Ontology annotation, biological process: carbohydrate metabolic process. Gene Ontology annotation, molecular function: beta-galactosidase activity.